AUGGAGAUUAAGCUAGAUGUUCUCAUCUCUACGAGUAUCAAGCAAAGAAAACCAUGGCCUCGCAUUUCAUGGGUUGGACAGGAAAAAGAGGCUAUUUUUCUUCUAGAUGAUAAACGUAUAAAUGAAAUUAACCUGGCAUCAGGGAAGACAAAAAAGAAAAUCCCUCGGCUGCAGUCAUUGUUGAAAAAUGUUGUUGUUUUAACAACAUCAAGAAAUGGUGCUUGGUUGGCAGGAGUACUUACAACAGGAGAGCUAUUUCUUUGGAAUAAAGAUCAGGACUGCUUGAAAAUUGUGCCAGCAAUCAAAGAGUCUAGGAACAUAGUUGCAGCAGCACAAGAGUGUUUAAUGAAAUUGUACUUGUAUGUAUCUGGAGAUGGCAGAAAGGCACUAUUAACUACUCCUACAGCAUGUGUCUUUUUGUGGGAGAGCACAGAACAUGAAAAUAUAUCCUCUUAUAAAAAUUCGUCUUCCGGACGUUGGACGCAAAUUUUGCCUGAUGAAUCAGUCAUGCUGCCUUCUACUGAAGAAAAAGAAAUUGGAGUGCAUGCUGCUUUCAUACAAAAUGAGAUACUGGGUGAUUGCUGUUUGUGCUGUUUUGUGUUUUACUCUGGAGAAUGUUUGGUGCUCACAUUUUUGAUUCUUCGAUGGCAUGAAAAUACCUUUAAAUAUGUUAGUUCUGUGCCAUAUCAGAUCCACUGGAUACAGCAGACUUGUUCUCUUGUUAAUUUGGUUCCUCCAUGUGUGACUGUAAAGUCAAGAGGAGCUUUGCUAUGUGCGUUUGCAAGAGAUGGACUUAUACUUGCAGUAGCUGUUAAUCAAACUGAUCCAAAGGCAACUCAGAUUUUGUUUUUAAACACAUUGAAUUUUAUAACUGUUUCGGGUAGCCUUAAAGGUUGUAGUAGCAAGAAUAGCAUGGUUCCAUCCAAGUUUAUCAGAUCUUACUGGGUUGGUGAUAUGAGUUGGACUCCUGAUAGCCUUUUCUUGGCUUGCAUGUUAAAACGUGGAUCUUUGAUUUUAUUGACAUGUAUGGGUGAAUUGCUCACCUUGAUUACUUCUGGCUGCUCUGUAGAAUUUGGACCAGCAGAGUUUAUUCCAUUUCAUCCACUAAUAUCAUGCAGGUAAAAACAGCGGCACUCUUUUUGUCAAGACUCCAGUCAGUCUCUGGGCUCUUCAGCUUCUGAAAGUGACCUUAUGAGACAGAGAUUCUCUGUUGCUUCACAUUCAAGAUUACCCUACCUCAUUGUCUCUGAUGGAUACAUGAUAACAGUGCUUAGAUUUCCUAACAACCUUUCAUCAUCAGGAUUUAUAAGAUCUCUUUUGCUUGAUUCAACCCAGCGGCUUGAAAAUGUCCGUCGGAAUUUGCUGAAAUCCAGGUCUAAAGGGAGACCUCUGUGUUUGCGAUCACUGAUGUCUUUAAAAGCUAGUCUUUUAAAACAUGCUCGAAACCAAAGUUCCAUCUUUUCCACCAUUCCAAAAUUCCUGGAAGAGGACACAACAGAAAUGAGUGAGAAAACCAUGGAUUUACUGGAUUAUGAAGAAGAAUCAGAUGAUGAAAAGCAGUUUUGCAGUAGCCCUUCCAACUUCUAUAGCCAAAGAGUCCAUUCAUUUGUUGGUAAAGCUGAUCAAGGCCACUUAGAGUUUGCAUCAAUGUUUGAUACUAUCCAUGCAAAAGACAGUUCUGAAGAGAAAGAUAAAUUAUCAGUGGAACUAUAUUCCAUUCAGAAAAAUCUCCUUGCUGCAUGGCACAUUGGGAUUUCAAAAAAUAUGGAAGAGAAAGAUACAUUGCUGAAUUAUACAGUGAACUGCAUUAUCCAUUUUUUCAACAUACUUCAGUUUGUGAAAUGUUCUUUGCUAAACCAGGACGCAUCUUCAAACAAGUCUGUGAAGAAUACUCACUGGAUGCAUUGUGUGCUAAAGUAUUUUCAGCAGUGUUUAACUGUCUUGUACUGGCAUUCAAGAGCCAAUCUGACUGGGCAUGUGGCCAAGCUGACAUUACAAACUUUAAAACUGAUGCUUACACAGCAACAAGAGCAGUUAUUCUCAAAAAACCUUUUGGCAUGCUUCUGUCUCUUGAAAAUGGUUUCUCACACUCUAAGUAGUGUGAUCAUACUACAGUAUGAGAAUUUUUUUGCAGCUCCUCAUGGUAAUAGCCUUGUGGAACUUGAUUCCCUCGCUGUGCCUGCUUUCCUAAAUCUUGAUGAGAGUACUACUCAGCAAUUCAGUUCACUGAAAUCUCUGCUUAGAGAACCUCCUCAAGCAGUAAACCAUGAUGCGAAAACAGAAAAAAG
Messenger RNA from Balearica regulorum gibbericeps (East African grey crowned-crane), 2288 nucleotides. The record is from RefSeq and is a predicted model, not a curated record. NCBI's taxonomy places the organism in Eukaryota, Metazoa, Chordata, Aves, Gruiformes, Gruidae.